Dermatophagoides pteronyssinus (European house dust mite) is the source of this 4122-nucleotide messenger RNA. RefSeq names its product structural maintenance of chromosomes 4-like protein gluon (gene glu). Gene Ontology annotation, molecular function: ATP binding; ATP hydrolysis activity; protein binding. Gene Ontology annotation, cellular component: condensin complex; chromosome. NCBI's taxonomy places the organism in Eukaryota, Metazoa, Arthropoda, Arachnida, Sarcoptiformes, Pyroglyphidae. Gene Ontology annotation, biological process: mitotic chromosome condensation. The record is from RefSeq and is a predicted model, not a curated record.
UAUAAUUCGAUAAUUCUACAUUCAAAAUAAAUGUUUGAAUUUUCGAAUUGCUUUUGAUUUUUUCUUCAAAAAUAUUCGAAAAGAUGCCUCGAGCUCCCAAAAAUCAAGAUUCCACUUUGACUUUAACUUCUAAUCGUUCAUCGGUUGGCAAACGUAAUAGUAUCGGCAAUGAUUUUGAAGAACAAUUUCAUGAAGAACGUGGUACUCAAAUCAUUGAUGAUAUCUACAUACCUCCACCUCCUUUACAGCCUCAAAACUUGGAUGAUCAAACUGGUGAACGUUUGAUUAUCGAAACGAUAGGAAUUACGAAUUUUAAAUCAUUCGGUGGAUACACUCUUCUUGGACCUUUUUACAAAAGUUUUAAUUCAAUUGUCGGACCAAAUGGAAGUGGGAAAUCAAAUGUCAUCGAUUCAAUGUUGUUUGUGUUUGGCUACCGUGCUCAUAAACUUCGUUGUACUAAGAUAUCAUCUAUCAUUCAUAAUAGUGAAUCAAUGCCUAAUUGUCAAUUUGCUCAAGUUGAUGUUAAUUUUGCCAUGAUCGAUGAUAAGGGUGAUGAUAAUGUUGACGUAAUCGAUGGUUCUCGAUUUACUGUCAGUCGUGUGGUCAACAAAGAUAAUUCUUCUCAUUAUAUGAUUGAUAAUCGUAGAAUGCAGUUCAGAGAUGUAUCAAAAAAACUUCAAGAAGUCGGUAUUGAUCUUCGUUAUAAUCGUUUCCUAAUUCUUCAAGGUGAAGUUGAACAGAUAUCGUUGAUGAAACCAAAAGCCGAUCCUAAUAGUGAUGUCGGUAUGUUGGAAUAUCUUGAAGAUAUAAUCGGUACCUCUCGUUACAAAGAACCAAUAGACAAACUUGCCGUUAAAUAUAAUGAAUUAAAUGAACAACGAACACAAUAUGUUGUUCGAGCAAAUUAUGCACAAAAUGAAUUGAAAUCUUUUGAAAAAUCUAAAAAUGAAGCUAUUCAAGCUUUAGUAUUGGAAAACAAGAAAAAGAUUGAAAAAGCAAAACUUGUUCAAUAUAAUCAAUAUAGACUAUCGAAAAAAUUGCAACAUCAUGAAGAAGAGUAUGCCAUAUUCGAACAAAAAUUCAACGAUUUUAACAAAGAAGAAGAAACUAUCGGAUUGGAAAAGGCAAAAUUUGAUGAAGAGGAAAAAACCAAAUCAAUCGAAUUCACUGAGCUUGAAAAAAAUGCUGAAAAAUUAAAAUUAAAAUUUCAAGAAUGUAAUAAAAAUGAUUUAUAUUAUAAUCAACGAAUGAAAUCAACAAAAGAUAAAUUGAAAAAAUUGAAAAACAAAAUUAUUGAAGAUCAGAAAAAGUUAGCCGAAUGGACGGAUAUGCCAUCACAAAAUGAUGAACUGAUUGAAAAACUUGAACAAUCUAAAAUAGAAAUGGAAACAGAAUUGAAACAAAUUGAAGAAAAAAUGAAUGAAGAAACGGCUAUCGCACAAAAAGCUUGUUCCGAAUUGAUUAAACAACGAGAUCAGCUGAAUUUGGAAUCGAUCAAAUUCAAAGAUAUGCAAAGCUCAAAAUUAGAUCAGAUGAAUGAAGCAUAUAAUCAAUUUAUGGUUUAUAAACAACAAGCUGAUUCAACAAAAGAUAAAUAUGAACAACUUCAAACUAAAUUUCGGCAUAUACAUGAUGAAACAGAUGAAAAAAAUCGAAUGCUUGAAAAAUAUCAACAAGAAAUACCAGUAGAUCAAGCUAAAUUGAAAAAAUUUCAAUCACAACUUAAAACUUUGGAACAAAAACGUAAAGAUCUUACCGAAAUGAUCGAGCAUAAGGCAUCCGAACUUCUUAAUCUUCGACGAUCUAUUCAUAAUGUUAAAUCGAAUGAUGCCACCAGAGAAGCACUUAUGGAUGCUAAACAUAAAGGAAUUUUGGAUGGCAUAUAUGGACGUUUGGGCAACCUUGGCGCCAUUGAUAAAGAAUAUGAUGUUGCUGUUUCAACUGCUUGUGGUCGAUUGAAAAAUUUUGUUGUCGAUACAAUUGAUAAUGCGCAAAAAUGUGUAGAAUUCCUGAAACAAAAAAAAUUAUCAUCAGCCACGUUCAUUGCGUUAGAUAAGCUUAGAGUUCAAUGGCAACCUUCAAUAUCGUAUCCGGAAAAUGUUCCACGUCUAGUCGAUUUGAUCCGGAUAAACGAUGAUCGAAUUCGUCCGGCUUUCUAUUAUGCAUUGGGUGAAACUUUGGUUGCCAAAGAUAUUGAUCAAGCCAGACGUAUAACGCAACAAAAACGUUACAGAGUUGUAACUUUAAAGGGUGAUAUGAUCGAAAUGGAUGGAGCCAUGACUGGUGGUGGCCAACCUAGAUCUGGUGGUAUGGGUCAGUCAAUUGCUGAAACAGGACCGGAUGUUUCGGAAGAACAAAUGACAAAACUUGCCAAAGAGAUCGAAUCGUUACAAAUGGAACGGCAACAGCUAGAUAUCGAAAUCGAUGGUGUUCAUGAUAGUAUUACUAAAUUGGAAAGAGAUUUAAAAUUCAUGGAAGAAAAAGCAAAUAGUUUUCGAUUGGAUAUACAAGAAUCGGCAAAUCGUUUGAAACAAGUUCAAGAAAAUAUAGAACGUCAAAAGAUUGAAGUGGAAAAAUUGAAAAAUAAUCCGAAAUUAGAUGAAGCUGAACAAUUAUAUCUAAAAGCUAAACAAGUUUAUGAUAAAUCGAUGACCGAAAUGAAUUCGCUGCUAGAACAGGUCAAAGAUCUUGACAAUUUAAUCAAUGAAAAAAUUGAUGAACGUAUGGGUCCAUUGAAGAAAAGACGUAAAACAUUGGAAAAAAAUAUGAAAGAAAAUCAGACGCAAUUGAAUCAACUUGUUUCGGAAAAAACUUCCGCAGAAUUGAAUCUGAAAAAAGCUGAAGAAGCAAUAGCAAAUAAUUUGAAAAGUCAAGAGGAAACUGAGCAAGAAAUGGAAGAAAUUAAGAAACAAAUUGCAGAAAUCGAGAUUGUUGCCAAAGAAAUCACUGAAAAAUAUGAAAACGCUCAACAAGAAUGUUUAACUAAAGAGAAGGAACUUAAUGAUCUUCGAACACGUGCACGAGAAAUGGAUGCCAAGUUUAAUGCGAUCAAAAAUUCUAAACUGGAUCUGAAAUUGGAAGCUGAAGAAAAGUUCAAAGUUUUGAAAGAAAAACGUGAAAAAAUGGCUAGAUAUCGUGCUGAAUUAGAAUCGAUCAAAUUGGAUCCGAUCGAUGAUGAUGAAGAUGAUCCUCAACCAAUGGAAACUGAUCAAGAACCAAUGGAAAUUGAUCAAGAAUCUGAAAUUACGCAAACAAAUGGAGUAUCCGAUUCGUCCGGAGGGGAAAGACCAAAGAAAAAAUAUCAUAUGACCAUUCCUAAACUGUCCGGCGAAGAAUUAGAAGAUCUUUCUUUUGAUAUGAUUGAAAAGAAUAUCAAAUCUAUUGAAUCUGAAUUGGGAAAUUUGUCGCCAAAUUUUGCAGCCAUCGAAAUAUUUCGUAAACAUCGUCGCGAUUAUCUAGCUAAACUAAACGAUUUGAAUGAAGUUACAGCCAAACGUGAUAUGUACAUGGAACAUUUAAGAGAAACGAAAAAUCGUCGUUUUAAAGAAUUCAAAACGGGCUAUCUGACCAUUGCACGUAAAUUGAAAGAAUUGUAUCGAUCAAUUACAUUGGGUGGUGAUGCCGAUCUAGAAUUUAUCGAUUCAUUGGAUCCAUUUUCCGAAGGAAUUAAUUAUGCUGUUCGACCGAAUAAGAAAACCUGGAAGAUAAAUAUUCAUCUAUCGGGUGGUGAAAAAACAUUGGCAUCAUUGGCUCUGAUAUUUGCACUACAUUACUAUAAACCAUCACCAUUAUAUAUAAUGGAUGAAAUUGAUGCAGCAUUAGAUUUUAAAAAUGUAUCAAUCAUUGCUAAUUAUAUCAAAAAACGAACACGUAACACACAAUUUUUGAUUAUAUCUUUACGAAAUAAUAUGUACGAAUUGGCUGAUCGUUUGAUUGGCAUUUAUAAAACAUAUAACAUAACCAAAUGUAUUCCUUUUGAUCCGAUUGCAUUUGAUCGAAAAUUUGGUAUUAACCAAUCCUGUACACAAUUGACAAACACGCAAACAACAACAACGACGACGACAGCCACACAACAAUCAGAAAAUUGAUUUGUUUAAUAAUAUUGUUUAAUAAUUAGUUUAA